This is a messenger RNA of Jaculus jaculus (lesser Egyptian jerboa), 6905 nucleotides long. RefSeq names its product kinesin family member 13A (gene Kif13a). NCBI's taxonomy places the organism in Eukaryota, Metazoa, Chordata, Mammalia, Rodentia, Dipodidae. Gene Ontology annotation, biological process: regulation of protein localization; microtubule-based movement. The record is from RefSeq and is a predicted model, not a curated record. Gene Ontology annotation, cellular component: adherens junction. The transcript has 40 exons. Gene Ontology annotation, molecular function: microtubule binding; cell adhesion molecule binding; ATP binding. Bases 31 to 5427 code for a protein of 1798 amino acids.
GGGCGGCGCUCGCGGCCGGACGCCGCCAACAUGUCGGACACCAAGGUAAAAGUUGCCGUCCGGGUCCGGCCCCUGAACCGGCGAGAACUGGAACUGAACACCAAGUGCGUGGUGGAGAUGGAAGGGAACCAGACGGUCCUGCACCCCCCUCCUUCCAACACCAAGCAGGGAGAAAGAAAACCUCCCAAGGUGUUUGCCUUUGAUUAUUGCUUUUGGUCCAUGGAUGAAUCAAACACGACAAAAUAUGCCGGUCAGGAAGUAGUUUUCAAGUGCCUUGGAGAAGGAAUUCUUGAGAAAGCCUUUCAGGGGUACAAUGCUUGUAUUUUUGCAUAUGGACAGACAGGUUCCGGAAAGUCCUUCUCCAUGAUGGGCCACGCUGAGCAGUUGGGUCUCAUUCCUAGGCUCUGCUGUGCUUUGUUUAAAAGGAUCUCUCUGGAGCAGAAUGAGUCCCAGACUUUUAAAGUUGAAGUAUCCUACAUGGAAAUUUAUAAUGAGAAGGUGCGGGAUCUCUUAGACCCCAAAGGGAGUAGACAGUCUCUUAAAGUUCGAGAGCAUAAGGUACUGGGGCCAUAUGUAGAUGGCUUGUCUCAAUUGGCUGUCACCAGUUUUGAGGAUAUUGAAUCACUGAUGUCUGAAGGAAAUAAGUCUAGGACUGUAGCUGCAACCAACAUGAAUGAAGAGAGCAGCCGCUCCCAUGCUGUGUUCAACAUCAUCAUCACACAGACACUGUAUGAUCUGCAGUCUGGGAACUCCGGGGAGAAAGUAAGCAAGGUCAGCCUAGUGGACCUGGCGGGCAGCGAGCGAGUAUCGAAAACGGGAGCAGCCGGCGAGCGGCUGAAAGAAGGAAGCAACAUUAACAAGUCACUUACCACCCUGGGCUUGGUCAUAUCAUCUCUGGCUGACCAAGCAGCUGGCAAGGGCAAGAACAAGUUUGUGCCUUACCGGGAUUCGGUCCUCACCUGGCUCCUGAAGGACAACUUAGGGGGCAACAGCCAGACCUCCAUGAUAGCCACCAUUAGCCCAGCAGCAGACAACUACGAGGAAACACUGUCCACGUUACGUUAUGCAGAUCGAGCCAAGAGGAUUGUCAACCAUGCUGUGGUGAACGAAGACCCCAACGCCAAAGUCAUCCGAGAACUGCGGGAGGAAGUGGAGAAACUGAGAGAGCAGCUCUCCCAGGCUGAGGCCAUGAAGGCCCCUGAGCUGAAGGAGAAGCUUGAAGAGUCUGAAAAGCUGAUAAAAGAACUAACAGUGACAUGGGAAGAGAAGCUGAGGAAAACAGAAGAGAUUGCACAGGAGAGACAGCGGCAGCUGGAGAGCAUGGGGAUCUCCCUGGAGACUUCUGGAAUCAAGGUGGGGGAUGACAAGUGCUACUUAGUCAACCUGAAUGCAGACCCCGCUCUCAACGAGCUUCUGGUUUACUAUUUGAAGGCUCACACCAGGGUGGGUGCAGACACCUCUCAGGACAUCCAGCUCUUUGGAAUAGGGAUUCAGCCUGAACACUGUGAGAUUGAUAUUGCAGGUGAUGGAGAUGUCACUCUUACUCCAAAAGAAAAUGCAAGGUCUUGUGUAAAUGGCACACUGGUCUGUAGUGCCACCCAGCUAUGGCAUGGUGACAGAAUCCUAUGGGGAAAUAACCACUUUUUUAGAAUUAAUUUACCUAAGAGGAAACGGCGAGACUGGCUGAAAGACCUUGAGAAAGAAACAAGUCCCGCAGAGCGUGAUGUGGACGCAGCCAGCGAGGCGUCCUCAGAACCAGACUAUAGCUAUGAGUUUGCACAGAUGGAAGUGAUCAUGAAGACACUGAACAGUAAUGACCCGGUUCAGAACGUGGUUCAGGUCCUGGAGAAGCAGUACUUGGAGGAAAAGAGGAGCGCCCUGGAGGAGCAGCGGCUCAUGUACGAGCGGGAGCUGGAGCAGCUCCGCCAGCAGCUGUCCCCCGAGCGGCAGCCCCAGAGCAGCGGCCCCGGCCACCUGGCCUGCAGCGCCCAGACAGCCCAGCAGAAGGUGACUCAGUGGGCCGAAGAAAGGGACGAACUCUUCCGGCAAAGCCUGGCCAAGCUCCGAGAGCAGCUGGUGAAGGCAAACACCCUGGUGAGGGAAGCGAACUUCUUAGCUGAGGAAAUGUGCAAGCUCACUGACUACCAAGUGACCCUUCAGAUCCCUGCUGCGAACCUCAGCGCCAACGGGAAGAGAGGAGCCAUAGUGAGUGAGCCAGCCAUCCAGGUGAGGAGGAAAGGGAAGAGCAUCCAAGUGUGGACCAUCGAGAAGCUGGAGAACAAACUAAUUGAUAUGAGAGAUCUAUACCAAGAAUGGAAGGAAAAUGUUCCUGAGGCAAAGAGGCUGUAUGGGAAACGAGGUGAUCCUUUCUAUGAAGCCCAAGAAAAUCACAACCUCAUAGGUGUGGCUAAUGUGUUCUUGGAAUGCCUCUUCUGUGAUGUGAAGCUUCAGUAUGCAGUGCCUAUCAUCAGCCAGCAGGGGGAGGUCGCCGGGCGUCUCCAUGUGGAAGUGAUGCGUGUCACAGGAGCUGUGCCAGAGCGUAUGGUAGAGGAUGAUUCUUCAGAGAACUCCAGUGAAAGUGGAAGCCUGGAAGUCGUGGACAGCAGUGGAGAAGUCGUUCACCGAGUGAGGAAGCUGACAUGCCGGGUCAAAAUUAAAGAGGCAACUGGGCUCCCCUUAAGCCUCUCAAAUUUCGUCUUCUGUCAGUAUACAUUCUGGGACCAGUGUGAGUCUACAGUGGCUGCCCCGGUGGUAGACCCAGACGUGCCCUCGCCUCAGUCCAAGGAUGCUCAGUACACGGUGACCUUCUCUCACUGUAAGGACUACGUGGUGAACGUCACAGAGGAGUUCUUGGAGUUCAUCUCAGAUGGAGCACUGGCGAUUGAAGUGUGGGGCCACAGGUGUGCUGGAAAUGGCAGCUCCAUCUGGGAGGUCGAUUCUCUUCAUGCGAAGACAAGAACGCUGCAUGACAGGUGGAACGAAGUAACUCGAAGAAUAGAAAUGUGGAUCUCCAUAUUAGAGCUGAACGAGUUAGGGGACUAUGCCGCGGUAGAGCUUCACCAGGCGAAAGAUGUCAACACAGGAGGCGUCUUUCAGCUCAGACAGGGUCAUUCUCGAAGAGUGCAAGUCACAGUGAAGCCUGUGCAGCAUUCAGGGACACUGCCGCUUAUGGUGGAGGCCAUCUUAUCGGUGUCCAUUGGCUGUGUGACGGCCAGGUCCACCAAACUGCAAAGAGGCCUGGACAGUUACCAGAGAGAGGAGGAGGAUGGUGAUGAUAUGGAUAGUUACCAGGAAGAAGACCUAAACUGUGUGAGAGAGAGGUGGUCCGACGCACUCAUUAAGCGGCGGGAGUACUUGGAUGAGCAGAUUAAGAAAGUCAACAACAAGAAAGAGAAAACAGAGGAGGAUGCAGAGCGGGAGGCCCGGCUGGUGGAGCAGUGGGUGGGACUGACAGAGGAGAGGAAUGCUGUGCUGGUGCCCGCCCCUGGCAGUGGGAUCCCCGGGGCACCUGCAGACUGGAUCCCUCCUCCUGGAAUGGAAACCCAUAUACCAGUUCUCUUCCUUGAUUUGAAUGCUGAUGACCUCAGUGCAAAUGAACAUCUGGUGGGCCCCCAUGCCUCAGGGGUGAACUCCAUCCUGCCCAAGGAGCACGGCAGCCAGUUUUUCUACCUGCCCAUCAUAAAGCACAGCGAUGAUGAGGUUUCAGCCACGGCCUCCUGGGACUCCUCAGUGCAUGACUCUGUUCACUUGAACCGGGUCACACCCCAGAAUGAAAGGAUCUACCUGAUCGUGAAGACCACGGUUCAGCUCAGUCACCCUGCGGCGAUGGAGUUAGUGUUACGGAAGCGGAUCGCAGCCAAUAUUUACAACAAGCAGAGUUUCACACAGAGUUUGAAGAGGAGAAUCUCAUUGAAAAGUAUAUUUUAUUCCUGUGGCGUAACCUAUGAGAUAGUCUCCAAUAUACCAAAGGCAACUGAAGAGAUUGAGGACCGUGAAACGCUGGCGCUCCUGGCCGCACGGAGUGAGAACGAGGGCACGUCGGACGGGGAGACGUACAUUGAGAAGUACACGCGGGGCGUGCUGCAGGUGGAGAACAUCCUGAGUCUCGAGCGGCUCCGGCAGGCUGUCACGGUCAGAGAAGCCCUUUCUGCCAAAGCCCGGCACAUUCGCAGAAGCCUCAGUACACCAAAUGUGCACAAUGUCUCUUCCAGUCGGCCAGACCUCUCUGGCUUUGAUGAAGAUGAUAAGGGAUGGCCAGAGAACCAGGUAGAUGUAACUGACUACAGCUCCAGUUACCAAGAUGUAGCAUGCUAUGGAACUCUACCCAGGGGUUCGCCGCGAAGGAGUAAGGAAGGUUGUACUGUGUCGGACAAUCCUCAUGCCUUAUCCGUCAGCCCUUUUAAAGCAUUCUCUCCUCAGCCACCAAAGUUUUUCAAACCCCUAAUGCCUGUCAAAGAGGAGCAUAAGAAAAGGACAGCUCUUGAAGCGCGACCUCUUCUAAGCCAAGAGAGCAUGCCUCCAUCUCAGGCACAUAACCCGGGCUGCAUUGUACCCCCCGGAAGCAAUGGCAGCCGCAUGCCAGUAGAGCACAGUAGCAAACGUGACAAGGAGAUUGAUUCGGAGGAGGAGGAGAAUGAGCUAGAAGCUAUUAACAGGAAGCUGAUGAGCUCACAGCCCUACAUACCUGUGGAGUUUGCUGACUUCAGUGUUUACAACGCCAGUCUAGAGAACAGGGAGUGGUUUUCUUCAAAAGCAGACCUGAGCAGCUCCCGGGCCUUGGAGAAAGAGGCGUCUCGCAGCCCUACCACCAGCAGUGUUACCAGUGGUUACUUUUCCCACAGUGCCUCCAACGCCACUCUGUCUGACAUGGCGGUCCCUUCCAGCGACAGCUCAGACCAGCUGGCCAUCCCAGCGAAGGAUGUGGACUGCAGUGAGCAUUCCGGACCGUCACUUCUACAUGAUCUCAGACCGCCCUCCAACAAAGAAUUGACAGAUACAGGAAGAGGCUUGGGAAAGGAUAAGAUAAUCAUGGUGCCACUCAAAGAAAACAGUGCCUUAUCCAAAGGGAGCCCAUCGUCCCACAGUGUCCCUGAGCAGAACUCUCGAAUGCCACACAGGACUGGCUCUUGUUCAGAACUGGAUGCCUGCUCCAGUAAAAAUGGCCAACUGGCCAAAGAAUUUUGCCCCAGGGAGGUAACAGUAGAGCACACCACAAACGUCGUGGAGGACCAUGCCUUCACAGAGUUCAUGGGUGUGUCUGACGGGAAAGAUUUUGAUGGUUUGACAGAUUCCUCUGCUGGAGAGCCCUCCAGUAAGAGAACCCUACCAAAUAAAAGGGACUGUAAGAACACCCCAGACGGGCCCCCAGGUGCUGACCAGCUGCAUUCCAGGCUAGAGAAAGACCAGGGAGCCCCAGCCCCACGGUGAGAGCUCCUGGAGCGUCACUGCCGGCCACAGCCCGGCAGCUCUGUUUACCUGAUGUCUUGAGAGCUCAUCCAUCUUGAGACACGCUGUGACCCAGCCUGCCCUCCAGCCGGCAUGGGGGAGCUGUGCUUCCCCACCCAGAUGGGACAAGCAGCACUUUGAGGCCUGAAUCACUGCCCCUUUUUCCAGAACGCAAGAGAACGGAAAUCGUGGCUUCACCAAGUGACAGUAUUUCUGUUUGCACUUACUACACAUCCCUGCUGUGUAGAGACCUCCACAGACUCAAACUCCGCUCUUGUACAUUUUUUAAUCAAUUCUUACUGUAGAAUCUGGAGUCAAUACCCAAUUUGUUUUUUAUAAAUAAUAUAUAUUGUGUAUAUGAACUGUGUAUCUAUAGCAUGUCUGUUCAGAGACAGACAAGGCUGCACACUAAAAUGCAGAUAAAAGUGACUUGUAGAAAAUCCUAAGGUACUGGACUGUGUUACAAAGCAACUUGGAUGAUUGUUUUUACAUGAGCGGAUGAAAAUAUGUUAUUGUGUAAGAAUGAGGUUGCAAGCCCCUCUUUAUAGACAAGGUUAUACCUGUUGUUCUUCAUAACCAAAGAACUUACACCACACUGAACAGUUUUGCUAUCCACUCUUGUUGUGUGUGAGCAUAUAUAUUUGACCACAAGUUUGGUGCCAUAUUCCCCUUGGCUACCAAGCCACUGCUCCGUUUCCUGUCCUGUUUUCUAAAGCACACUGAGAAAUUUCACAGCUACUUUCUAUGGUCUUCCACCUGGCCCCACUGCUGACUUGACACGUUAUACCCAUUGACAGUGGCGGGGCUCUGACUCCAGCCGGGCAUUCAGCCAGGCAGGUUCAAUGCAUAGAGCAGUAUUAUAAUAAGCAGACUCUAGCUGGUGGGUGCUGGGCACAGGGGUCUUGUUUGGGGGUCCUCUGGGUUUGUUUUGGAUUGAUAGAUUUUGUUUUGGUUUUGCUGUUGUUUUUAUUAUGAAAAAUGCUGACAAGAUGGACCGAGCUGUAAACAUAAAGUUCACAGGUCACCUUGUUUGCAGGGAAUAGUUAACUACAGACAAGUCUAUCUUCACUUGCAAAAUUCUAUAAGCAGAGACAUUGUAGAAUUAUAUGUAUGGGAGUUUUAUAAAAGGACUUUGUAUAGCUGUCCUGUAGAUGUCUGUACAAUUGACUGUGUACACAGCUCUGUGUGUUGUGAGAGAGAGAAUGUGAGCAGCCUGCUGUAUCUUUUUAAGUUCUUAGCAUCAGUAAGGAAGUCCAUUGGAGACUUUAUUGAGAAGCUGCUGUUUAUGAUUUGUAUGUAUAGUGAUCUGACUGUAGUGUUUUACUGUCUGUUUAAAAAAAAGAACUGUAAUUUAUAUCCUCUUUUGAACUUUAUUGUAUUUAAUUGGUACAGAUUUGUGUGUGUGUUUUAGAAUACAAACUGUUUAAUUCAGAUUUUAAUACAUCACUGUCUGUCUUUCA